CCUCCCGCACAGACUUGACAUUGAUCCGCAAACCCAAGAAACGAAAGAGAUGACGCUGAGCAGCGACACCCGGAGAAACGAAAGUGAAGCUAAACUGCAGCUGGGAGGAGGCUGCAGCCUCUGCUUAUAAACUCAGCGAGUGAGUGUCUGUGCUGCACACAGCCCGGGGACCAGAUACGUUGAUACAAGGAAAUGGCAGUUUCAUUAGCACCAAACUCUGAUAUCCCUUGUAAAUACACAGAAGCACUUAACGCAUAUGCAGCUGAAGUUGCACUGAAUUUGGAAUGGGGGAACUUUUCUCAAAGUGGACCAUCUCAUGACCCUACGUUUUUCAUAAAAGUGAAUGCUGGGAAUGACAUAUCUGCUGAAGGCCAAGGCAAAAACAAGAAGGAAGCAAAGAACAGUGCAGCUAAGAUACUGCUCGAGAUAUUAAAACAAAAAUAUCCAAUUGAUAGUUAUGCUCGUGACAAUGUGUCUCGCACACCAUCGCCAGCCAGCACGAUAAAUUACAUCAGCAUGCUCAAUGAGUACUCGCAAAGGAUGAGGACACCAAUUCAAGUCAGCUGUCGACAGUUGGCGACCGGAAUGGAUCACAAGCCAAAAUUUGGUUGUACAUACUCAGUCAAUGGCAAAAAAUAUCCCGAAUGUUUUGGUAAAAAUAAAAAUGAGGCCAAACGAGAAGCAGCAAGACAAAUGUAUGAAGAAAUCUAUGAAAUUCAUUCGCCUCAAUCGCCUCCACAGAACCUGGUAAAAGCUUUACCUGAUUUAACGAGGAAACAGGAGCUGCAGCACGCUCCAGAAGGAGCUGCUAACUUGGUUUCGGAACCUGCCACAAGCUCAACAGAUCAUGAAAAGCAAGUGGACGGGAAUGAAGAAAGUGCAGCAACAAUGAGUAAGGAACAAAAGUCAACAGAAAACACAGAUAGGUUCACAACGGUGUCCUGUGAUGAAAAUAAAAGUCAAGGAAUGACCUCGAGCUCCCAAAAUUGUAUUGGAGAGUUGAAUCAAUAUUGCCAAAAGUUGAAAUACAGUUAUGAUAUUAUAGAGGUUGGCAAGUCUGGUCCAUCCCACAAUCUAGUAUUGACUUGUAAAGUGGUGGUGAAUGGCUGUGAUUAUCCAGAGGCCUCUGGGAAGAGCAAGCAGGAGGCCAAACAGAAAGCGGCAAAACUUGCUUUGGAAGCUCUUGAGAAGCAGGAAAUGUCCGUUUCAACAAAUGUAUAUUCCACAUCAGGCCAGUACACAUCAAUCAACAGUUCAACAAGUUCAAACUUGAAUGCUUCUGAAUACUUGUUUUCGACACCGAAAUCUAAAGGCAAAGGGAGAAGAAGUAUAGCUGCAAAUUUUAGCUCAUCUAUGAAUGAUCCAAGCACUUCUCAGGCUGACAGUGAGGAUUCCUGGGUUGAGUUUGAAGGUCCACAAGACCGAUUGCACCAGGAAUUUUCAGACAUUCAGUAUGGGCUUGGAAGUGGUGCCUUUGGCAAUGUUUUUAAAGCAAAGAAGAAAAUGGACAAUCGUUACUAUGCUGUCAAAAGCAUUAUCCUAAAAGAUGAUGGAAAAGAGAAACGUGAAGUUGAGUUACUGGCCAGAAUGUCUCAUGAAAACAUUGUUCGCUAUUACCAUUCCUGGAUCGAACACAGUUCCAAAAUGAAAAAAAAUACACUUUACAUUCAAAUGGAGCUGUGUGAGGAACAUACCUUACAAGACUGGUUGGAAACGUUUGCAAAUUCAAAUCGUGAAAAGGAACCUGUGUCUAUAUCAAUAUUUACUCAAUUAGUAGCUGGAGUUAAAUACAUUCAUGACCAGAAGAUGAUCCAUCGGGACCUUAAGCCUGCGAACAUCUUCCUCAGUGAAGGAAACAAAGUAAAGAUUGGUGACUUUGGUCUUGCAGCAAUUAUGAAUGAGAAAAAUGCUCAUACUGUAGAUGUUGGAACACGUAAAUAUGUAAGCCCAGAACAGCAAAUAAUAUCAUCGUACACCAAUAAAACGGAUAUAUUUCCGUUAGGACUGAUUUACUUUGAACUUUUCUGGAUAUUCUGCGGCACUGGGCACGAAAAAAAUGCAAAAUGGCAGAAGAUUCGAUCUGGCGAUUUUCCAUCACCAUUUCCUGAAAACUUUGAAUUCCAGACUAAGGUAAUCAAAAUGAUGCUCACCAACUCUCCAGAGUUGAGACCAACAGCUGACGAUGUAAAACAAAUACUGAAUCGUGGUUUACAGGAAGAAUCGAAAACCAUUUAAACAGAUUAUUCUGAGGAGAACUGCGGGUCGGAUAAACAGCCUCGGAGUGUUGGUUGAAUCCAUCAGUGAUCAUCUCUAGUUUAAUUAUUUCUAAACAAUCAAAUCAUGACAUUAUCAUGGUGUACUUUCCAUUUAAUAUGC
Messenger RNA from Callorhinchus milii (elephant shark), 2376 nucleotides. RefSeq names its product interferon-induced, double-stranded RNA-activated protein kinase. Gene Ontology annotation, molecular function: double-stranded RNA binding; protein kinase activity; ATP binding. The record is from RefSeq and is a predicted model, not a curated record. The transcript is spliced from 21 exons. Gene Ontology annotation, biological process: protein phosphorylation. Lineage: Eukaryota; Metazoa; Chordata; Chondrichthyes; Chimaeriformes; Callorhinchidae. The coding region runs from base 193 to 2235 and encodes 680 amino acids.